CCUCCUCUUUCUUUCUCUCUAAAACAAUACUCUGUUUCGAGGGUUUCAGAUUGAAAAUAGCUAUUCAAAGCUGGAGCUGUUCAUUAAUGUCGAUUCCCAUCAUCAAGAUGAUUGGAGCUAAUAGUAGCAGUAAGAAGAGGAAGAUGAAAUCAGCAAAGUAUUACGGAUUACAGAAUUUUCUUCAGCCUGGUUGUCCGAUCUCUCUGUCUGGUUCGUUUCGAGACAAUGUCAGGAGAUUUCUUCAAGAAUGUGGUCAGCCUGAGGAUUACAAAGUUGAAGGAAUGCCGAUAUGGUGCACCUUUCUCGUUCAUGAAAAUCGGGGUUUUGUGCUUCCGUUGUAUACUUUUGAAGAAUGUGUUAACAACUCUCUUCAACCACUCUGCGAUCACUGCCGAUGCUCAGGUUGGAGUCACCAUUUUGUCUCAAAGCGAAAGUAUCAUUUCAUCAUCCCUAUUGACAACGAAUGGAACAAACCAAUCAAAGAUGGUGUUCUUGAUCUUCAAACUCACAUUUUACACGGUUUAAUCCACUGCAAUGGAUUCGGUCACCUUCUAUGCAUCAAUGGCAUCGAAGGUGGGUCCAAUUUCAUAUGUGGCAGAGAAGUCAUGGAUCUUUGGGAUCGUAUCUGCACCACUCUUCACACCAGGAAAAUAAGCGUUGUGGAUGUCUCAAAGAAGAGAAAAAUGGACCUCAGGCUACUUUACGGGAUAUCAUAUGGACACACCUGGUUUGGUAGAUGGGACUACAAAUUCUGCCAUGGAAGCUUUGGAGUUACAAAGGAAAAAUACGAACAAGCACUUCAAAUUCUAAGCACUCUUGAACUCAACAACAUAAUUCAAGAUUUGAAAAACUGUUCAAUCAAGAAAACGAUCUCCCGAUAUCGCGAUUUAAGCGAAACCCAAUUGGCAACAAUCCGUGACCUCUUCCGAUUCAUGAUAUCACUCAAAUUCAGAACCCCACAAAUCAAAGACUCAAAACCAAAACCAAGAUUGACUUCAAUCAACAAGUCUACAAUGAAGGAGAAACAAGCAAGGUGUAGAAAGUUCUCCAAUUUGGCUGCAAAAUUAGAUAGCAGAUGGCACGUGAGACGCCUCGAACACGUUGCUAAAGUGGUAGUCGAUGCUUUAAAAGAAAAGAAAUCCGAAAACCGGAAUGGAAUGAGUAGACAGGAGGUCCGGGAUACAGCUAGGCAACACAUCGGUGACACGGGUUUGAUCGAUUACGUCUUGAAAUCGAUGAAUAACGUGAUUGUAGGCGGUUACGUGGUCCGGCGUGCGGUCAAUUCCACCACUGGUGUACUCGAGUAUUCACUUCAAGACACACUCGAAAACAUAACUCAAGAACCGGAGGAGACUGACCGAGUUGACUCGGUGAUUCCGAAGUAUAAAUCCGGUUCCGGGAGUGACGUGUAUAGAGAUCUCACGUUUCUGUAUUACCACCUUUUGUUGAAUUCCGAUUCCGAUGUUGUUGUGUUUGCGGUGAGGACUGUUCUCGACAGUAAAAAUUUCAGUAAAGAGUGGCCGUUUCAUGAUGAUGCCGACGAGUAUUUACGGUUUAUCUGUAAAGUGAUUCCGUUAGUGACAACGGAAUUGAACUUGGAAACGGGAUUAUACAAAAGGAAGAAUUCGGUCGGGGAGGAAUUGGUGGUUCCGCUGCAUGCCACCGUUCAUGAACUGAAAGCCGCUGCGGAGGCCGCCAUGCGGGACACUUAUUGCAUCAUGGAAAAUCUGAAGGUGAGGGAGAUUGUGGAAUUGGAAGGUGUAGAUGAUGACGAGGUGAUAUUUGGGGCGUUGGAAUCAGGUUCGGAGAUUUCGGUUCGUGGUUCCGGAGUUGACUUGUUGACUACGAGUGAUUUGAACUAUGAAGGUGGGGCGGAUAAUUGGGUGGUGAACUGUAAAUGUGGUGCUAGGGAUGAUGAUGGUGAAAGGAUGGUGGCGUGUGAUCUUUGUGAGGUGUGGCAGCAUACCCGGUGCAGCGGAAUUGACGAUUCCGAAGUUGUCCCGCCACUUUUUAUGUGUUACAAAUGUUGCGAUUCCAUUGGUCCACACAUGAAGCAUGAUGGGACAGGUUUUACCGACUGGAUGAUGAUGCCUGUUGUUACGAAUGCACAUAGCAAUUUGUUUUACUAG
Molecule: messenger RNA, 2129 nt
Organism: Lactuca saligna
Lineage: Eukaryota; Viridiplantae; Streptophyta; Magnoliopsida; Asterales; Asteraceae
Source: the annotation of a GenBank genome assembly